AUGAAAAGACAUCCUCAAGUGGCACAUGCUAGAGUUAUAUGUGACACUCCAUCAAACGAGGAAAAUAUUAUUUGCACAAAAUUGAGAACUCAUCAUUUUGUGAAUAAUUUGCGGUUGAUACUACCUGCAUCUGACUAUCUCAAGGUCCAGGCUCUGACGGAAAAACUGACUUUUACUUACUACGAAGGUACUAUAGCUCUUCAUAAACUAAUAACUACACAAUUCAUAGAUAAAAUUAAAGAGAACCCACAGUUUUUGCUUCUGACACAUAGUAAGGAGAUUGACAACGAUAACGUUAUUUGCAUAACAGAUGGGACCCUUUAUUUAAGUCUGACCGACGAGACAUACAGACGUUCCGGACUCUUGGGUAAACAAUCCGGUUUUUUGUUACCCCGAAAACAAAAAUGCAAAUGGAAUUUAAGAAUUGAUAUCUCAAAUGGUUUGAAUUUGGAACGAAAUGAUAACCAGCAUUUUAAGCUUUUGUGGUUUUUGGAGAAAGUUUUAACUGAAGAGUUUCAAGUCGUUAUGAGCUCUAACGAGCAACAGUUAGAUAUACCAGGUUUUAGAAAAUGUGGAGUAGCACCUCGUGUGUCUAUUUUCAAGAAUAGUUUACUUCCAGAUCUCCAAUUUCAGCAAGAUGAAAGUUGGCUAUGUGAAAUACUUGAAUGGAUUGCCUUAUGUACUCUAAAAAGCAAACAACUCGUUACUUCAGAAGACCCUUACAUCUCAGCGUAUUCUGAAACCGUUUCAAUAUUCGAUAGUGAGGAUGAGAAUUCACGGCUAGAUUUGGUUAUAGUCGAAUGGAUUGGUUUAUUGCUACCAAAGCAUGCCCUACUCUCUACAAUAAAGUCGCUCCAAUUGGAAGAGGAAAAUUAUAGGCCCUCUUGGUUUGCAAUGGUCGACUACGGAGUCAUGGACAGCAAUCUAAGCCACGGAAACAAUGAACACAGCUUUGAAUCUAAUGGGGAACACAUUGAUUUAGUUUUGGGUAAGCACAAGGAAUGGCUGUUAUAUCAAGUUCUGGGGGCGAGAGAUGGUUCAUAA
Komagataella phaffii GS115 is the source of this 1044-nucleotide messenger RNA. RefSeq lists its product as hypothetical. Gene Ontology annotation, cellular component: ribonuclease MRP complex; multimeric ribonuclease P complex. Lineage: Eukaryota; Fungi; Ascomycota; Pichiomycetes; Pichiales; Pichiaceae. The transcript has a single exon. The record is from RefSeq and is a predicted model, not a curated record. Gene Ontology annotation, molecular function: ribonuclease P activity; ribonuclease MRP activity. Gene Ontology annotation, biological process: tRNA 3'-end processing; endonucleolytic cleavage in ITS1 to separate SSU-rRNA from 5.8S rRNA and LSU-rRNA from tricistronic rRNA transcript (SSU-rRNA, 5.8S rRNA, LSU-rRNA); tRNA 5'-leader removal. The coding region runs from base 1 to 1044 and encodes 347 amino acids.